Molecule: messenger RNA, 1231 nt
Organism: Raphanus sativus (radish)
Lineage: Eukaryota; Viridiplantae; Streptophyta; Magnoliopsida; Brassicales; Brassicaceae
Product: heat stress transcription factor A-7a
Exons: 2
Coding region: 231-1034 (267 amino acids)
Biological process (GO): regulation of transcription by RNA polymerase II
Cellular component (GO): nucleus
Molecular function (GO): RNA polymerase II cis-regulatory region sequence-specific DNA binding; DNA-binding transcription factor activity
Source: RefSeq, a predicted model, not a curated record
CGUCACUAGUUUUCGCACUCUUCUUAUUUAAGCCACCUCGCAUCGCUUACGUGGGGAUUAGCUUCCUUCCUUUCCCUCUUCUCUACCCAACUGCCAUCAACGAACUUAAACGGGCCAGUCGCACCACAAGAUUCAUUCUCGUCUAAAUUUCAUCAAACCAACCCAAGUCGUUGAUCCAAGAUUGUUGUCUGUUUUUCUUUUUAAUCUUCAAUUUGGGUUUCGAGAACUUGAUGAAUCCGUUUCAGCUCCAAGAAGGUGAUCCACCACCAAAACCAGUCGAAGGAUUACACGAGAUUGGACCGCCACCGUUUCUAAUCAAGACAUUCGAGAUUGUGGAGGAUCCAAACACAGACCACAUCGUAUCUUGGAACAGAGGAGGUACUAGUUUUGUCGUUUGGGAUUUGCAUUCUUUCUCAACGUUUCUUCUCCCUCGACACUUCAAACACAGCAAUUUCUCAAGUUUCAUCAGACAGCUUAACACUUAUGGUUUCAGAAAAAUAGAAGCAGAAAGGUGGGAAUUUGCAAACGAUGGGUUCUUGUUAGGACAGAGACAGUUAUUGAAGUUCAUCAAGAGACGAGCUUCCUUCGGUUCAUCGUCUCCAUCGAUCAAUGAUCCUUGUACCGAACUUCGUAGGGAGAAGCAGUUGUUAAUGAUGGAGCUGGUGUGUCUGAGACAACAGCAACAAACCACGAGGAGAUACAUCAAAGCUAUGGAACAGAGGAUUGAAGCAGCAGAGAGGAAACAGAGACAGAUGAUGUCUUUCUUGGCUAGAGCGAUGCAGAGCCCUUCGUUUCUGCAUCAGCUGCUGAAGCAGAGAGAUAUGAGACUCAAGGAGAUUGAGGAUGAGGCGGCAGAGAGAGAAAGAUGUUCUUCGAUGUCGGAACUUGAAACUCUUGCUUUGGAGAUGCAAGGCUAUGGGAAACAGAAGAAUGUGAAGGAAGAAGAGGAUAUGGUGGUCGAGAGAGAACUGGAUGAUGGUUUCUGGGAAGAGUUGCUUAGUAAUGAGAGUUUGGCUUCGACUUCUAGCUAUUAGAUGGAUAUCCUUUGGUUUUUAGUUGUGCCCAUAAGCUUUUUUAUUUUAUUUUUUAUCAAGUACUCUGAAGCUUUUAUUAUCUUCCAAAUAUGUCUUGCCAGUUUUCAAUUAGUAAUAGUGUAUAAUUACAGAACGUUAUAAUUCUUUCAUGUAUGCCAAAUGCCAAUAGCUAUAUGUGAAAUAUACUUUUCCUUUAA